Molecule: messenger RNA, 640 nt
Organism: Suillus subaureus
Lineage: Eukaryota; Fungi; Basidiomycota; Agaricomycetes; Boletales; Suillaceae
Product: amino acid permease-domain-containing protein
Exons: 3
Coding region: 158-598 (146 amino acids)
Biological process (GO): amino acid transmembrane transport
Cellular component (GO): membrane
Molecular function (GO): amino acid transmembrane transporter activity
Source: RefSeq, a predicted model, not a curated record
GCUAUGUAUUGCGAUAUAUGACCUUCUGCUUUCCUCACCAGCUCACCGAUGGCCCUCACUGACUCGGAUAGCUCCCCAGACGUUCAUAUAUCUAUGAGUUGUGGUUGGGUUCAAGUCUAACCUCUUUCCUCCUACCUUCUCGCGAGGGCUUGCCACGAUGGGUGCCGAAAAGAAAGAUGCUACUGCUUAUCACACGAGCAAAGACAAAUUCUCUGACGUCUCAGACCACGAUGCAGAGUCUAUUCAGGCUCUCCCACGGCACACCCUGCAACGUAAACUCGAGAAUCGUCAUAUCGCCAUGAUUAGUAUUGGUGGUGUCAUCGGCACUGGUCUUUUUGUUGGAACCGCAGACUCUCUAGUGUAUGGGGGCCCCAUCGGUCUGUUGCUCGGCUACAUGGUCAUGGGCACCAUCGUCUAUUGUGUCAUGAUCACUUUGGGAGAAAUGGUUGCUUUCCUGCCUAUACCUGGUGGUCACAUCAAACUGGCCGAGCGCUUCGUCGACCCUGCAUUCUCUUUUGCCAUGGGUUGGAAUUACUGGUAUAGCUGGAUGAUUUGCUGUGCGUCCCAUUCUUCCUCGUUCGUUUCUCGCAAUUGCUGACCUCUUACUUUUUAGCACCUUGUACUUGAGUUUAAUACAUUU